Momordica charantia (bitter melon) is the source of this 2753-nucleotide messenger RNA. Lineage: Eukaryota; Viridiplantae; Streptophyta; Magnoliopsida; Cucurbitales; Cucurbitaceae. The record is from RefSeq and is a predicted model, not a curated record.
AUCUCUGGAGAAACCAGAUCAGUGAUCGAAGCUACUGGAAGUUUUUUCAGAAACCAUGAGGAAGUGGACGAUCGCUUCUGCCCUGCUCCUUCUUUGCCUUCUUUCUCUCGUUCCAGAUCAAGGUCCUAGAUUUCAUGCCAAGGCCGACGGUGCCGCGGACGAAGUUGUAGAUCCACCAAAGGUCGAGGAUAAGAUCGGCGCCGUUCCACAUGGCCUCUCCACUGAUUCUGAUGUUGCCAAGAGGGAGUCGGAGUCAAUCUCGAAGAGAUCUCUUCGCAGCAGCGGGGAGAAAUUUGAGUUCCAAGCUGAGGUGUCUCGUCUCAUGGACAUUAUUAUCAAUUCCUUAUAUAGUAACAAAGACAUAUUCCUCAGAGAGUUGAUCUCCAACGCCUCUGAUGCGUUGGAUAAGAUUAGGUUCCUUUCCCUGACUGAUAAAGAGAUCUUGGGUGAGGGUGACAACUCGAAGCUGGAGAUACAAAUUAAGUUGGACAAAGAAAACAAAAUCCUUUCUAUUCGCGACAGAGGUAUUGGUAUGACGAAAGAGGAUUUGAUUAAGAAUUUGGGAACCAUAGCAAAAUCUGGAACUUCAGCAUUUGUGGAAAAAAUGCAGACAAGCGGAGAUCUCAAUCUUAUUGGACAAUUUGGAGUAGGUUUCUACUCCGUGUACCUUGUGGCUGAUUAUGUUGAAGUGAUUAGCAAACACAAUGACGACAAACAACAUGUGUGGGAAUCGAAGGCUGAUGGAGCAUUCGCCAUCUCUGAAGACACUUGGAAUGAACCUUUAGGCCGUGGAACUGAAAUUAGACUGCACCUUAGGGAUGAAGCUCAAGAAUACUUGGAGGAGGGCAAACUGAAAGAUUUGGUGAAGAGAUAUUCAGAAUUUAUCAACUUCCCCAUUUUUAUCUGGGCAAGCAAAGAGGUUGACGUGGAGGUUCCUGCAGAUGAGGAUGAAUCCAAUGAUGAAGAAGAAUCACCUGAAAGCAGCUCAUCGGAAGAAGGGGAAGAUGAUGCAGAAAAGAGUGAGGAUGAAGAUACCGAGAAGCCAAAGACAAAGACAAUCAAAGAAACAACUUAUGAAUGGGAGCUUUUGAAUGAUGUGAAAGCUAUAUGGCUGCGGAGUCCUAAGGAGGUGACAGAAGAAGAGUAUACUAAAUUCUAUCAUGACACAUUGCAGGAUUUUGGUGAUGACAAGCCUUUGGCAUGGAGUCACUUCAAUGCAGAAGGUGAUGUUGAGUUCAAAGCUGUUCUGUUUGUGCCUCCUAAGGCUCCUCAUGAUCUAUACGAGAGCUAUUAUAACAGCAAAAAAUCCAACUUGAAGUUGUAUGUUCGGAGGGUUUUCAUCUCAGACGAGUUUGAUGAGCUCUUGCCAAAGUAUUUGAACUUUUUGCUGGGUCUUGUUGAUUCCGAUACGUUACCUCUCAACGUUUCACGAGAGAUGCUCCAACAACACAGCAGCUUGAAGACAAUUAAGAAGAAGCUCAUCCGCAAGGCCCUUGAUAUGAUCCGUAAAAUUGCUGAUGAGGAUCCUGAUGAGUCCAGUGACAAGGACAAGAAAGAUGCUGAGAAGACUAGUGAUGAUGAUGAGAAGAAAGGCCAGUAUACUAGAUUCUGGAAUGAGUUUGGAAAAUCGAUUAAACUUGGUAUUAUUGAGGAUGCUACUAACAGAAAUCGUCUGGCAAAACUGCUCAGAUUUGAGAGCACCAAGUCGGACGGCAAAUUGACUUCACUGGAUCAGUAUAUCUCAAGAAUGAAAUCAGGACAAAAGGAUAUCUUUUACAUAACUGGAACAAGCAAGGAACAGCUGGAGAAAUCCCCAUUCCUUGAGCGACUUAAGAAGAAGAACUAUGAGGUUAUCCUUUUAACGGAUCCGGUCGACGAGUACUUGAUGCAAUAUCUCAUGGACUACGAAGACAAGAAAUUCCAAAAUGUAUCAAAGGAGGGUCUCAAACUCGGGAAAGACUCAAAGGCCAAAGAACUCAAGGAAUCCUUCAAGGAUCUUACAAAGUGGUGGAAGACUGCCCUUUCUUUCGAUAAUGUUGAUGAUGUGAAAGUUUCUAACCGAUUGGACAACACACCUUGUGUGGUUGUGACAUCGAAAUAUGGAUGGAGCGCCAACAUGGAAAGGAUCAUGCAAUCUCAGACCCUAUCAGAUGCAAAGAAACAAGCAUACAUGCGCGGUAAGAGGGUGCUCGAGAUCAACCCCAGGCACCCGAUCAUCAAGGAUCUUCGGGAGAGAAUAGUGAAGGAUCCGGAGGAUGUGGGUGCAAAGAAUGCUGCAAAACUGAUGUACCAGACAGCACUCCUGGAAAGUGGGUUUAUUCUGAACGACCCAAAGGAAUUUGCCUCCCAAAUCUAUGACACGGUGAAGACUAGCUUAGACAUCAGUCCCGACGCGACCGUUGAGGAGGAAGAUGAAGCAGAAGCCGAAGUCGAGAUGGGUUAUAAUUUUGUACAAGUUGGACAUCAUCAAGCCAGCAUAGAGCUGCUAACUCUUCUUGUUCAUCAUCAGGAUCAGGCUGCUUUUUAUUUGGCGUCGGAGUCCAAUAAGCUUUUGGCGUCUGCUUUUUAAUUAGAGAUUUUACUGUAGACGUUUUGUCUUUUCAUAGGAAUUUUCUGUUAGUUAUACUGUGGUUCUUCUUCUCCUGUUGCUGUUCUACAUUUCUAUUCUGAGACGCUCUGUUGUUCGUCUACCACUAUGAGGCGUUUGAUGUUGUGGGAAGCUCAAGGAGAGAGAAUAAAAGGAAUUUUUGAAA